This is a messenger RNA of Emericellopsis atlantica, 5216 nucleotides long. RefSeq lists its product as uncharacterized. The record is from RefSeq and is a predicted model, not a curated record. Bases 82 to 5034 code for a protein of 1650 amino acids. NCBI's taxonomy places the organism in Eukaryota, Fungi, Ascomycota, Sordariomycetes, Hypocreales, Bionectriaceae. The transcript has a single exon.
CUGUACUUGUAGAUUCCAGUCCUGGAUAUAUAUUCAGUUCCUCCUUCAUGCGAUUCCGGCGUGCAGAUUUCAGAAACAAUCAUGGACGACAGCACCGCACAGAAGCUGCGCAGCGUGGAGCCGCGUGAGCAGGCGCUCAUUUUGCGGAAGGCGCUCGACGAGACCAACGCCCAGACAGUCACAGGGGAUAUCCUGCAUCGCAUCCAAAGCGGAUCUCUGCCUCCUAGGAUUGUCCAGCGAUGGCUCUCUGUAUCACGGAGCGCGGCCGCUGCGGCCAUGGCUCUGCGCGAAUCGCGAAGCGUCUCCGUACGAGACGAGGCGAUAGCCUGGCUGGGCUGGCUUUCUUCCAAGCAAAGGUCGUGCGAGGCGACGUGGAAGGCUCUGGGAGGCGUGGAGGACCUGGCUGCGCUCAUGUCUACCCUCAGCACGCGACAUCUAAAGGAACUGUGCAGGGUGCUGGGACGCCCUACUACGGGGCUGAAGGACAGCGAGACCCUCCGAUUUCGACAGAAGCGAGUCACAGAACUGUUUGACUUUGUCACCGACCCGAGCAGGAAUGUCCUCGAGAAGAGACCCGUGCGUCAAAUGUACGGAAACCUGCUGCCGGCAUGUUCACCCGAAAGAAUUGCAGAGUGGCUUGACAAGCUCGACAAUAGGAGGUGGCGAAAAGACGAGGCCACGAGUGUUUUUGGGGCUCGCACCGACGAAGUCGAACGGGCCAUGUACAAAAGCGACAUAGACUUCUUCGAGAGGCGCGCUAUGCGCAAACUCGUCGACAGUGACCGGUCCAUCCACGUGCGGGAACUCAAGCCGUUUGUGGAACAAGGCGUAUCUUUCGGUAUCCAAGUGAUGGAGGCUAUCGGUGUCUCAAAGAGCCUCCGCGGUAUGUCCCCGCGGGAGUUUAUGGUCGAGGUCGUCCUGCCGACAGUUCGUCGAGUAGUCAAGCACCGCAUGGAGUAUGGCAGACGGGUCUGGGAUGCCUUGAAUGCGUGCUUGGCCAAGCAUGAAGGGCUGAGGACACAUGUUGGGCAUAUCAGGACAAAGCACUCGUCAUCAUUCACAUCAAAAGACGUUUGCAUUAUGCGCUGGGCAAUCAUAUCAAGGAAUCGAACCACCCAGGCAUCGCAGAGCGACGACCAAUUGGCGACAAUGAUAGCUUUGGCGUCAGAAAAGGAUACAAACUCAGAGGCUUCCUUCGAUUUGUGGCUUAGGAUUGCCCGCCCCGACAAGAGGUACCGUCUCCUGCAACUAUUCAUGAAGCAUACGUCUUGUAUCAACUACGAUAUUGGCACCCAAGACUGCGCUUCUCCUCUGCCGAAGACUGUCCGCAUACCGCUAAGCACUUUGCCGAUAUUGCCUCCUGUCGACAGUCUGAACUUGUUCGAGCGGGCGACGCGGCCGGAGAAGACAUUCAAGCCGGUAACCGGCAAAGAAUGCCCCAGCUUCCUUUCUGCCAAAACCGACAUGCAAAAUGUCGUGGGGAUCGACGCAAACGUUGUUCAUGCGUACCUGAUCCAGCGUGCUGGGGGCCUGGAAGAGACAUCCACGACGGACCGCAGAGCAAUCAUCACGCAACUGAGCACGAGUGAGCUUGACCGGCGCAGGAAGCUCUCUGCCCAAGGGCGAACCUCCAUCGACCGCGCAUUUUGGGCCCUGUCGGCUGUACAGCUCGCCGUCGCCAUUGGUGACCUGGGGCUUUUGGAUGAGACAUUGCUUUGGUGCCGUCGGUUUCUCAAAGACCCCCUGAAUUCGAUCCAGCUUUACGGAGGCACGAAAAUACCUGGCGAAGUUCCUGCUGCUCUCAAGUUGGAGGAUAACCAUAUGCGUCUGACACGCGAGAGCGUUUGCGAAUUCAUCACCGCGUCCAACAAAAUUGUGACCACGCUGAUCAAGACGGCUGUUCUCGCAAAGAGCGAACCUUCCUUUCAAUUGCGCCACUGGCUCCCUACCUUGGAAGUGAUAACGGCGAUUUUUGAGGACCGCCUCUUGCACACGGGUCUGGUUGUCAAGAGGCUCAAGCUCAGUAACGAGGAGUGCUUCGAUUACAUUCUCAAGCCAACGAUUGACCUGGUUAUUGACAUGGAGUCCCUUCUCUUGCAGGAGGAGAACAAAAAUCUGUACCAUCCUAAGCCUGGAGGCCUUGCUCAGUUUCAUCCCUGCCUCGACUACAAGACGCACGACAAUGAGGUAUACUGGUAUGUGAACUAUUUGGAACACCUUGCCGUUCGUCGUGACGAGCUGUGGACACAGCACAGGGUCAAAUCUCAUCCAAAGGUGGCUGAGCUGGACCGACGCUGGCCCAGGGGCUUGCCACUACAGUACCUGAUGCCCUCGUCUACGGCCGUCGAUCAACUACGCAGGGUUCCUUACCUUGUCAAGAGAGCGGAAAGCUUGGUACUGGGCGACCCAGAGUUGCUGUUGACGCCUUUGCCCGAAGACAAAGACACGAUAGAGGCCAUUGGGCAUUGCAUUGAUUCGUGGGACUUUGCAGUAAAGGUCUGGGUCAACGCGGAGGGCGAGUCGCUCCAAUCCGAGGCUAAGAAGAGUCGACUCCUGAGGGCUUGGCAUCAUGCCACGGUCCCCCUCAGUAAAGACCAAACACUCGACCAAGAGCAACUUUAUGACUUCUGGGCGGACCACGGCUUUCGCCAAGUCAUCGAAAACAACUUGGUUACGAUCGAUCGACGGAGGAUGCGAUUUCCACCUCGCUUGCCAACACCUGGAUCGUCUGAUGAUGUCGUCGAGUACGACCCUGACCCGAACGGUGAUGAUUCUUGUACAUCAACUGCCGCUUACGAGGUGGUUGUGCCAACAUACCUUGGCGCGCUGUUGCAGAUCGCGCGAGUUUCCAACGAGAAAGGCCCGCCAACCUGGGCCGAUACGAUCGUCCAGAGACGUGCUAUCAGCCCCUUGGAAGGAUUCUUCAGCCAGUUCGACCUCUACACUCCAAGCGCGGGCCUCAAGCUAAGCACAAUGACAGUCGAGGCGGUAGAUGCGCUGGCAGCUACUGCCUUGGCCAUGUACUCGGAUGGUAAGGUGGGCGAUGCGGACGGUGUCUUACAGACUCCGUUUCCUUCAUAUGCCGACUGCCGUUUCCCCCGUCUCCGCCUCAAGGAGGACUUUCUCAAACGCGAAAAGGACCAACAGACUACCUCUCGCGGCUUGUUGGGAAUAUUGGCGAGAGACAUCCCCCCGACAAUUCUGGUAACUCUGGCCGAGUCCUACCGGACCCAGUUGACCGUGUCUGACAAGCCAUUGCCAGCCAUGGAUUUUGUCGACGUGAUCAAGCUGCUCAUCCAAAGCGAUGAUCCCACACUCGCUACGCCUUAUAUCCGGGACUUUGUCCUCAGCACGCCAGGUGACAGUGCUUGGCACAGGCAGUUGCUGAAUGCCCAGGUCAUGGGUCUCUUGGACGCGAAGAGCGCAGAAGAACUAUAUACCUCCAUGGCCAAGUUCGUGCUGCAGGGCCUGAGAGAAGACCCAGCUCCAAGCAAAGAAGGGAAAGCCGACGAUGGCAAAGUCAAAACGCCACAUGUCAAAGUCACCACCGUCAAGAUGCUGGCCCAGCUCCCCAAGACAGUCAAUUCCCUGCCCACAUCCGUCUGUUUACAGGCCCUCAGGGAUAUUGCCAAGGCCUCGUCGCACAUUGACAUUCGCUCCGCUGCUUUGGACAGUAUUCGAAAUUUGCCAGACGAAGCUUCCAUCGUCUCGGACUUCUUGCGUACCUGGGGACUGCAGACUAUCGGCGAGCUCAGUGAGCGACGCGUAUUGUCUGAAGAGGACUGGAUCCGCGCAGAGAACGGUGGCGAUACGCCGGAGAUCGCGCUCCAAGCCGAUGAACGACCGAUGAUGGGCCUUUUCAUGACCGGGAACCAAGCCAUGAAUGAAAUUGCUCUCGAAGCUUCCCACGCCAUGGCUGAGAAGUACCAGCGGUGGAUGCGGAUUUUCGCCAGAAGAUUAGGCGUCGUGGACCUGGACGUGCCACCCGUGUCACCCUGCCCACAGCUUUUCAGCGGGCAACUAUCCCCUUUCAUAAACAGGAAACCAGGGGCUCGCUGUGCUUCGAUGCGCGAUUUCGAGCUGGCGAGGAACUACCUGAGAGCACACGCAAACCCACCGGCUGCAGUGGCAAACAUCACCAAGCUGGUCAAGAGCGAUUCCAAUUUGAAGGUGUCCAAUGCAGGGAAACACUGGCUGGCCAUGUGGGACGCGGAGUCGCUCCAAAACCAAUCUUUCCUUCUGCAAUGGGCUUGCGAUUACAUCCAGCCCUCGGACAAAGACCGCGAACCGAGCCCAGACGAAGUCCCACAAUCCACAGUCGAGGAUCUCCUCUUCGACCUGCUCAUGCACUUUGUCAAGUCGGGUGACAUGAAGUCUUUCCGGAAUCGCAGCUCUCGCCUGCUACGCGCGCCAAGCCGAAAGCCAGUCGCAGGUGUAUCUGACCACUCAUCACUGAUUAGGCGUCUCAUUGAGGGUAUCGACAACAUGAGAACGGACGAGUGGAACAUAGACCCGGAGAGGAAGCCAGCACGACUUCCGGACACGUUGCCUUGGAAACUUCAACUUUUGUACUUUUCUCCUCUUGCGGAUGGGGAAGGAUAUCUCCCUUCCAGAAAGAACGCAGCCGCCUAUGUGGACGGCGAAAUCAUCCCGUUGCUUACUGGUAUUGCGCGACAGGGGUGGUAUGUUGAGCAGUUUCGCAUGUUGGAAAGCAAAUUGAUGAGUUUCUCUGGGAAAAAGCUCGGUCUUGCCACGGUCAUUGGACAAGUACACUCGCCAAUGUCUCUGCUGGAUAUAUUGCGCGUCCGUCUGGCAUCCGCCAUCCUGCAAGCCGAGACCGGCCUGUUGGCGGACGAGGACGCUGGUGAUGCGGACGCAGCUCGACGCAUGAUCUCGGACUGGGAACAAUGUCCCCUGGAAGAAAUUCGAGAACAAACUGUCAAUGUGCGGGAGAAGACUUUGGCGGGCAAAAAGGGAAAGCGACAAAAGACAUGGCUGGACGAUGCCGGGUCAAUCAAAGGUGAAGAGGUUUGACAUCUGUCAGUCCCAAUGCCGGACAAUGCUUUGACAGUACGUACUCUAUCGAGUUUACGUUUCGCAAUUCGCUCUAUUAUCAUCCAGUAUAUAUAUGUAUUUUAUCCCAAUACCUUCCAACAGCGAUAUUAAGACGGAGCCUCCCACAGCAUAUUGAUCUGUUUCCUCCUCACCUACACCAG